Molecule: messenger RNA, 5339 nt
Organism: Neolamprologus brichardi
Lineage: Eukaryota; Metazoa; Chordata; Actinopteri; Cichliformes; Cichlidae
Source: RefSeq, a predicted model, not a curated record
AUGACCACCGGCGCUGUAAACACUGCGGCCACACCGGCGACUCCUGAUAACGGUAGCGGGCUCCGUGCUGCUCCUCCCCCGCUCCGGGGAUUGCCGAAACACGUUCAGACCAAAGUAGAGCAGAUCCUGCAAGAUGUUCAGCGUUUCUCUGACAAUGACAAGCUGUACCUGUACCUGCAGCUGCCCUCUGGACCGAGUUCUGGAGACAAAAGCGGCAGCGAUUCAAGUUCAUUUAACACGGCCGACCAGCUCCACACCUGUAACUGGAUCCGCAGUCACCUGGAGGAGCAUUCAGACACCUGCCUGCCCAAACAGGACGUCUACGAGACCUACAAGAGGUACUGUGAGAACCUGCAGCAGCGUCCUCUGAGCGCCGCCAACUUUGGGAAGAUCAUCAGAGACAUUUUUCCCAACAUCAAAGCGCGACGGCUCGGCGGCCGAGGACAGUCCAAGUACUGUUACAGCGGCAUCAGGAGGAAGACGGUCCUCAACAUGCCUCUGCUGCCCAACCUGGACCUGAAGAAUGACCCGGUACUCAAAGUGCAGUCCUCCUGUGUACUGCAGUCCUCCUGAGUACUGCAGUACUCCUGUGUACUGCAGUCCUCCUGUGUACUGCAGUCCUCCUGUGUACUGCAGUCCUCCUGUGUACUGCAGUCCUCCUGAGUACUGCAGUACUCCUGUGUACUGCAGUCCUCCUGUGUACUGCAGUCCUCCUGUGCAGGCGGUCCAGCUAAAACCCACAAAGUCAUCAAGAAGACUCCUUUGGCGUCCAGAGCUGAUGGUGAUGGCGCUCCUGAUCAGAAGAAGGAUCUCGGAGACUCUUUCUCCUCUUCCUCGCUGAAAUCGCAAUCAGGAGACAAAUCGGCUUCGUCUGGAAAACCUUCCUCCCUGGAUGCUUCGCCGCCCUCCAGCUCUUCCUCGUCUCUACGUCCUGCGGUUGAAGCAUUCAUCAAGCAGUUACCCAGAAUCCUCCCUCGCAGCUCCAUCCCAGACAAGACGCUCACCGUCCGCUCCUCUCCACCCUCACUGGCUCCCAAAGACGCUUCUGGUGUAGGGGAGGUGUCUGGACAUGGAGGCCCCACCGCCACCGCCGCCACGAGUGGUGGCGGGGUGAAGGUGAUCGCGAUGGCAACGCUGCCGCAGCAGCAGGGCGGCCCCAUUCCUGUGAUGAUUCUGCCUCAGAGCUGUCUGUCCUACGAAAGGGAGAAGGUCGCCCCGCCCCCUCAGCAGCAUGCCCCCUCAGCCCCCACCUCUGUGGUCCAGAAGGUUCGAGGUGGAGCAGCCAAGCGUCCCCUGGAGGUGGUGGUGUCCAGUGGCAGCGCCAUCGGUAGUAGCACUCCCACCAACACGACGCCCGUGAAACGGAAACGAGGACGACCGAGAAAACCUCGCCCCGAGGACUCCCUGCCAGCCCCGCCCACUACUCUUGCUCCUCCACCCCUACCACCUGCGCCACCCCCUCCUCCUUCCAUCAUCAGCUCUGUGACGGGUGGCGUCAUCCAGAAAGCCUCGUCUUCGUCGGCCUCCUCGCAGCCCGUGCUGGAGCUGGUGAUCCAGGAGCCGCCCGGCAUGGUUCUGGGAGCGCUGCCGGCGGUGGAGCACCGUGGCGUGGUGGUGCAGUGCCCUCCGGAGGUGGACCGCCACAGCAAGCCGCUGCUGCUGCUGCAGAGCCCGGGAAACCAGGGCUGGGAGUUGGCGCCGUCAGGGCGCACCCAGAUGGUGGAAGUCAUCCAGAAAGCUCCACGACCGAGCAACAACAACAGCGCCACCACGCCGCCCACCGCACACCUGCCGCCUGCCCUCCCACUGCCCACGCUGCACGAGGAGCAAGGCGAGGUGGAGAUCACGCUGACGCCGGUGCAGCCGCACGUCAGCCUGCCGCCACCACCUCCUCCCUCCACCUCCUCUGCUGGCUCCGCCUCUCCCGCCACAGUGAUGAAGAAUGUGGAAGAGGACGCCGAGGGCAGCACAUCCUCACAGAGGGAGGGGCACUAACCCUGUUACCUCACUCGCUACAAAGCCUCGCCGUCUGACGUCUUCUCAUUGGUGGAGAUCCCAGAUCGUCACAGCCAGUCAGGGGCACACAUGAACACUCACAUCUCGCGGCCGCACUUCCUCCGAACAUUUGUUGGUCUGCUGCUUCGCUUCACCUUAAACGUGCAGAGGAGGAGGCGGGGUUUGGUACUUACGGGUCAGAGCCUUGUAAAGGUUCUGUGUGUUAAACCUGAGAAACCACCUCCUAAUGCGCUCAGCCUCUGCUCCCCUGUAGGCCUCCAGGAGGCGCUGUUGGGGGAGCACAGGCUCCGCCCCCCUGUUCUGAACAGCCUUGUGUUUUUAUCGUGUUGGUUUGUGAUUUUUUUAAAUGUGCUUGAGAGAAAAACAAGUUCCCCCCAAAAAGAAGCCGUUUGAUCCAAACGUUUGAAUGCGACUUUAUUUAUUCGUUCAGCUUGUUUGAUUACAUUUAAAUUAUUAAUCGUCCGUCACCGACUCUAAAAGUGCUCGUCAGGGCCAGACGACUCACAGCAAACCUGCUUCCAUCUGUUCUCUGUCAAUUAGCACGUUUGUUUAACUAGAAAGUGCUUUUUGUGAACUGUGAAACCUUCACCACCUGCCGACUUCAGCAGGUUAUUCAUGGUGAAGAUGCCCCUCCUCCGGCAGCCACGUGGUUGUUUUCAUGCUAACGACGUGGCUGUAGACCCCCCUGCUGCAGAGCGCAGCAGCGGCACGAUAUCUGGCCCUUACGGAUCGAACGGUUGGUUUGAAGCUUGAGCUCAGGCACAAGGAGCAAAGCACAAGUCGCCCUCCACCAACGCUCACGUGCAGUACGACGAAUUUACCCACUUAGAGCCCGUAGGACGCCACGCACCCUUUGCACUAACCAGCUCCCUGCGAGCGCCACCGCAGCUCUGUCCUGAUCAGCAGUGUGACACGACCACGUCGAGACGCUGAUGUUGAUAAUAAAUAAAAUAACCCAAAACAAAGGUUUCGGCCACAGGAAGUGCCCUAAACUUGUAGCAGGAAGUGGUUCCUGCUCUUCUUCUGUGGUUCCUUCAGGAGGACUCUGGAAGUGUCACAUUGCUGAGUGUUGUUCUUCACUUCUGUCAGACGGCGUCUCGCUCCCCGCGGGCGUCGUCUUCAUCAUUGGUGCUACAAACCCGCAAGGCUCGGCACUGCCGCCGUCCUCGCCAUCUUCAUCCUGUGAUCUCAGACUUGUAAAAACCCUGUUUGUCAGUACUCGCGUCUGGAGGUGUGAAUGUGGCGUGUUCACGUGUGUGUCCUCACUUCCCUCUGUCCUCUGAGAGCUGUGGGUCAGUUAACGGGACGUCGAAAAUCCUGACUGUUAAUUCACACGUGUUGCAUGAUGGGAAGGUGCACACGGCAGCACUGCACUAAGCGCCAGCAUGUAAAUAUGACUGCAUGGUGUAAACUCGGCCGACUGGCACGUCUCGGCGUCCUGUUAACUGCCGCGGCCCCGACUGACUCCUGCACUGUGUACAGAGUCCGUGUGUGUUACCAGUUUGUUGUUAUUCAGAGACUACGUCACAGCUAUUUAUGACUAACGUCUGUGGUUGCACCUGACGAGAGGCCGACCGCACUACGGCCGCUUCAGUUUAAGUGUUGAUCAGUAUAAAGAGGAAAAUACGAGUGAGAGCUGAAGUAAUCGCACAGAGUCGUUACAUCUCACGGUUUGUAGAAGUCUCUCUAAAGGCCUCAGUUUACUUCAGACGAAGUUUGUACGAUAAACUGCGUCUGACGGCCGCCACAGGCGAGUCACCUGACCUGGACUGUGGUUACAGCAGUCCUUCCAGUCGCAUCACGUUUGUCAGAGAGAACUGAUGCUGAGUUACUCCGGGAGCGUCUGACUCUGGAGGGUUUUCUGACGAAACGUUGGACCUCUCGGGACCUGUUUAUGCUGAUCUGGGACCUCAAUGGGGAUUUUAUCAGGACUGAGAAGGCUUGCUGGUCCUGAACUGGUCCCUGUUGCUUUAAGGCUUCCUUUGAGGUGGACUGAGGCCGAGAUGCUUCCAGAAAGAAAAACAAAAAACCCUCUGUGGGCAAAGUUGCUGCUGAGUUGACCCACGAGUCGCUCUGCUGCCAGUCACCGUUGACUCUGUCCUCAUCACUUUAUUGCAGACCUGAUGUUAAAUGUUGCUUUUGGGAAUCAAAAAGUUCUGACUGAAACCCAAAGAGAUUGUUCCCUGUGCAGGAGCUGCUGGGUUAACUGGGCAAACUGGGAAACCUGACAAAGAUGCAAAAAGAGCUGAAGUUGGGACUAACAGCGCGAGUAACUGAGCAGAGCUGACGUGUGAUUCAGAACGCGAGUCUAAGAGUCGGUUUCCAAAGGCGUUCAGAUAAACGGUGAUUGUGAGAGAGCCAAUCAGGGGGAGAGAAAGUCGAGGGGUAAAGAGGCGGACCUGAGCUGCUUCACACCUGCUCUCCAAACGACCAGGUGUGAAGCAGCACGACGAAGCCACGAACCCCAGAAGCUUUGGUUCCUCUGAAUAAGUGGACCUGCUUCAUCUUUGAUGAUCCCUGAAGGGCUGACACCCAGAAGAACUGCAGGGUGGCCCAGUUAAAAGCAGCUAUGGCCCAGUUUGGCCCAGUCUGCACUGGGAGCCCGGGUUUGCAGCUGUCUGUGGGGGGUGUUCACUGUGGAGCCGCAGUGCUCUAAACUAAACCAGAAACGGGUCAGAUAAUCAAAGAUUAAACGAUCGGGAUCCGGGUAGCAGGGCGUCAACUCCGAGGGGCCAGACUGACGGCGCCUUCUGAUGUCACUUCCUGUCUUGUUUGUAUGUGCUGUACAUGUGUAGAGCGAGGCACAGCCCUCUGAGAUGUGAACAGCUGAUUAUCACUGACCCUCGCCGGGUCAGAGACCUUCACUGACAAAACGUGACGAGAUGACGAGGCACUGUUGGGAGCGACCCUGGCGUGGGGGCCGGGUUUUUGUCUGUAGCUGUGACCAGCGGCGUUGGCGUUUCCUGUUGUUUUCCUGCCUCGUGCUUUGUCGGUUGUUGAGCUUGUUGAUGUGCAGAUUUUCUUCUUCCUGGUGUUGCCGUGAGAAACGCCAUCAGUUUUCUGCAUGUGUUCCCGUGGCUGCUGGUCUCUCUUUUGGAUGUUUGUUUCUCCGUAACUCCGCCCCCUCUCCUUUCUGUUGCUUUUUUGUUUUGCACUUUACUUCGGGAGCGGUGGAGGAUGAACCUGCUGCUCAGCAGGCGGUGUGACGCAGCUUCGCCUGUGUUUGUUGUGACGAGAAAGUGAAGCGUGAUGAGGACAGAAGCCAGAACUUUAAUGUGAAUCUAUUUUCCUACGUGACGCAAUAAAGACGUGACGUUAACUUA